AUGACAGAACAAUAUGACACCCCAAGCCAACUUCCCCCAUCAUUGUCUGUGGCGUCUUUGGGCGACAGUCGACCGGCGGGUCUCAACAGUGUUUCCCCAAUGCUCUUCGUAGCCACAACCACAACAACAAUGGGAAGUGUGGGAGAAGGUACACAGACUGUACAGAGAACAGCACUGCUGCCAUCGUUGUUAACAUCACCACUCUCGCCCAUGUCGCCAAUUGUUGCGGGCACCAGUGGUGGAUACAGAUGUGUUCACAAUAUCAAUGGUCUGCAUCCAAACCAUCAUAAUAGUAGUAAUAGUAAUAAUAGUAACAACAACAAUAAUACACAGGGAAUGAUAUCAGAAACUGUUAUGCCUACUGUUUUGUUGGAGAAUCUAAUGAAAGUGAGUGGGUCUUCAUUUACGGCUAUGAAUCCCUCUUUAAAUCCAAGUAAUAAUAGUGGUAGUCCUGCUGGAAUACAGGGUAAAAAUAUUCUACAUGUGGAUAGUAGUUCUAGUGAUGAAUUCAAGUAUCAAGUACAGCUCUCAACACCCCCUUCUUUUGUGCUUACUACAUCUUUUCCUGUUACUCCUGCUACUGCUGCUGCUGUUCUUUCACCCACGCAAGGAACACACAUUCGAGGUGUGGCAGCGAAGGAAGUUGGUUGUGUUGUGUUGGGAGCAGAUCAAGAAAUGAACUGCGCCAUUUGUUUUUCAUUCCAAGAUGAUGAUGAUGAAGAUAAUGUUAAUUGUGAUGAUAGUAGUAGUAGUUGUUGUUGUUGUGAUGAUGAUGGUGAUGUGAAUACGGUGCGUUGUACACUAUCCUUAUCAUCCAAGGGGGGGAAUCAACCGCAAAAGAAUAGUGAGACCACAUCUUUACAUACAAGUAGUAGUGUCUGUGCAGGAACAACAACAACAACUAAUAAUAAUACUAAUACUACUACUAAUACUACUAAUACUGCGGGAGGUGUUCGAUUGACUUGCGGUCAUUCAUUUCACGCGGAUUGUUUGCAGCGAUGGCUGCUGCGUAGUAAUAUCUGUCCAAUGUGCCGGCGUGAAGUGGCCUCCUCCUCCGCAAAGUAG
Messenger RNA from Trypanosoma theileri, 1065 nucleotides. RefSeq lists its product as uncharacterized. The record is from RefSeq and is a predicted model, not a curated record. Gene Ontology annotation, molecular function: ubiquitin protein ligase activity; zinc ion binding. The transcript has a single exon. Gene Ontology annotation, cellular component: cytoplasm. Lineage: Eukaryota; Euglenozoa; Kinetoplastea; Trypanosomatida; Trypanosomatidae. Gene Ontology annotation, biological process: protein ubiquitination. Bases 1 to 1065 code for a protein of 354 amino acids.